Molecule: messenger RNA, 1826 nt
Organism: Mandrillus leucophaeus (drill)
Lineage: Eukaryota; Metazoa; Chordata; Mammalia; Primates; Cercopithecidae
Gene: SYAP1
Product: synapse associated protein 1
Exons: 10
Coding region: 119-1276 (385 amino acids)
Cellular component (GO): synapse; cytoplasm
Source: RefSeq, a predicted model, not a curated record
CCGUUUUCCUCCGACUUCCGGACAUCUCCCUGAGAGUCGCGCAGAGUGGAGUCAGAGGCAACCAGCCCUCGCUCCGGUCUCUGGGGAUCCGGACCGCGGCGGCGGCCCCGCGGACGGGAUGUUCCGGGGCUUGAGCAGUUGGCUGGGCUUGCAGCAGCCGGCGGCAGGCGGUGGGCAGCCCAAUGCAGACGCUCCACCCGAGCAGCCAUCCGAGACGGUGGCUGAGUCCGCGGAGGAGGAGCUGCAGCAAACGGGAGACCAGGAGCUCCUCCACCAGGCCAAAGACUUCGGCAACUAUUUAUUUAACUUUGCAUCUGCUGCCACAAAAAAGAUAACUGAAUCAGUUGCUGAAACAGCACAAACAAUAAAGAAAUCCGUAGAAGAAGGAAAAAUAGAUGGCAUCAUUGACAAGGUACAUUCAAUUAUCUUUUGGAAAUCUGCAGCCUUCACUCUGCCCUCUAGCUGCUCCACGCUGCCCACGUGGGAGAGAUCCUCAGACGAGCUUGCCGUUGUUUUCCCUCAAGUAGAAUUUUUUAAAUCAAAUGCAUAUGUGCAUACAACUCAUAAUAAGAAGUCUGAAGCAGCUGUGCCCCCAUGGGUUGACACUAACGAUGAAGAAACAAUUCAACAACAAAUUUUGGCCUUAUCAGCUGACAAGAGGAAUUUCCUUCGUGACCCUCCGGCCGGCGUGCAAUUUAAUUUCGACUUUGAUCAGAUGUACCCUGUGGCCCUGGUCAUGCUCCAGGAGGAUGAGCUGCUGAGCAAGAUGAGAUUUGCCCUCGUUCCUAAACUUGUGAAGGAAGAAGUGUUCUGGAGGAACUACUUUUACCGCGUCUCCCUGAUUAAGCAGUCAGCCCAGCUCACGGCCCUGGCCGCCCAACAGCAGGCCGCAGGGAAGGAGGAGAAGAGCAAUGGCAGAGAGCAGGAUUUGCCGCUGACAGAGGCAGUACGGCCCAAAACGCCACCCGUUGUAAUCAAAUCUCAGCUUAAAACUCAAGAGGAUGAGGAAGAAAUUUCUACUAGCCCAGGUGUUUCUGAGUUUGUCAGUGAUGCCUUCGAUGCCUGUAACUUAAAUCAGGAAGAUCUAAGGAAAGAAAUGGAGCAACUAGUGCUUGACAAAAAGCAAGAAGAGACAGCUGUACUGGAAGAGGAUUCUGCAGAUUGGGAAAAAGAACUGCAGCAGGAACUUCAAGAAUAUGAAGUGGUGACAGAAUCCGAAAAACGAGAUGAAAACUGGGAUAAGGAAAUAGAGAAAAUGCUUCAAGAGGAAAAUUAGCUGUUCCUGAAAUAGAAUAAUAAUCCUUAACAGUCUGCAAACUGACAUUAAAUUCUAGAUGUUGACGCUCACUGAAUCAGAAGGCAUAAAAAAGUAUAACUUUAUGAAAUUCAAAAUUACCCUUUUUUCAGGUUGAAACUUGCCUCUUCUACUUUAAAAAAGUAUAUAGAACAGUUACUUCUAAUAAUCAGAAAGAGAUGUUUUGUAGAACGUUUCUUUAGUAUAAAUAGAGUUAGAGAUGUCCUCGUAGGCAGUAUGGCUAUCUUUACCACAGAAACAUAAGUAAAAUUUUAGAGUUCUGUUUUCCAUGAGGUCAAAAAUACAAUUUAUUCCUCAGUCAUGGUUUUCUAAAUAUCUGUACUCCACAUUCCAUUUUAAUUGAUAUGUGGGUGUUAAAGUACCUACUUAAUGGGUUGAUUACUAUCAAAAUGACCAAAUUAUACCAAAGAACUUAAGAGGAAGCACUUUCAGAACUAUUCGCUUGCCAGGUAUUUUCUAAAAUUCCAUCUGAAAGCCAAAAGAUAAAAUAAAUAAGUUGAUUUUAAUGAUA